Molecule: messenger RNA, 409 nt
Organism: Lentinula edodes (shiitake mushroom)
Lineage: Eukaryota; Fungi; Basidiomycota; Agaricomycetes; Agaricales; Omphalotaceae
Exons: 1
Coding region: 46-339 (97 amino acids)
Source: RefSeq, a predicted model, not a curated record
CGAGCGCAGAAGCUUUCCACCCUCUACAUCGGGAGCAAGACCGACAUGCGCUUGUCUGUCAAUGGUACAAAGUAUUCCGGUACUACCGCGAUGUGGUGCGUACCACUCCACGACCGUCACCAUUCUGGCGGAUGGUGUCUAGUCAAUUCCAAUAACGAACAGGAAGCUUUCCCACUAAAUUUGCUGGAAUCAUCGUUGUUUGUAAUCCAGGCAGAAUCGCCCAGAGAAAAACAUUUCCGACCGAAAAGUAAUUUUUAUGCUCCAAUCUUGGAUAUUCGUAGUUCCGGCACAUGCACAGAGGAGGUUCAGCUCAGGCUCGCCAAAAUAAAAUUUAUGUAAUGCACACCGUCUGGCAAGACUUUAUACCUUCGAAUGUGUAUAUGCCAAACUAACCCUCUUUGAAACCUUC